Molecule: messenger RNA, 696 nt
Organism: Aphanomyces astaci
Lineage: Eukaryota; Oomycota; Saprolegniomycetes; Saprolegniales; Verrucalvaceae
Exons: 1
Coding region: 23-580 (185 amino acids)
Source: RefSeq, a predicted model, not a curated record
UUUGUAUCGAGCCAACAACAGCAUGAAGGCAGAUGCAACCCUCGGGAUCCCGCCGCCAUUCCCGUUCUGCGAAGAAUGGGAUAAGCUACCCCAACAAUCUACGCGCUGGCUGACUCCCUCCUUUCCCAUUGAUCUGGCACAUCAGUAUCCUCCUGCUCCUCAUAUUCCAGCUGCAGUACCUCCUGUGCUUCAACAACCCUCACAAAGGUUCCCAAGUCACGACGACCCAAACACCGAAUUUGCGACGACUCCCAGCGAUGGUGGCUACGAAAGCAGCGAAUAUGAGUAUGGGUUUGAACUUACAGACGAGUGGGCUGCUCAUUUCGCAAGGAAAAGGCUGGAGCGAUCGAAACGCCACACCACAAAAGCACCGUCAAAGCGCCCGAAGGUCAAGAAGCCGAUUCCAAUAACGUCGACAGAAACCAACAACCCGCUGACAUAUGAAGUGACUGUGGGCCAAUUGAACGGAAAGGUGUUGACCCUUCCCAGUGCUCGCGUUGAUGCGUUGGAGCGGCGACUGGAACACACAUUCCUGAACGACUUUAGCAACCCCGUGACCGUGUGCUUGUUCAAUGCGUAGAUUACACCACCACACGGUUAAGCUACCACAUUUCCAAACGAACCUCGUUUAGUAGUCUUGCAUGACACUUCGUACUUGCGCUGACGGAACUGCAGUACUAUCAAUCUACCCUACGC